AUGAGCCCUUCAGAUUCAGGAUUCGACUCCAGUCUGUGUGCUGUUCCUGCUCAAGGCAAGUGUCUGCACGGCUCCAGUUGCAAAUAUGCACAUGCCCUUGGGGAGCUGGAGGUCGGGUACGUCUUUGCUCAGCCGUUGCAUGAGCAGCCACAGAAGCAACAACAGUUCUUGAUGAAUCAACGUGAACAGCAGCAGCAACAACAGUUGCCGGGUCUCCUUCCCGAAAAUAGCCUGCCCCAGGAUUUCUUAUUGCUACAGCAGCUGGCUAUGCAACAAGCUCAAGGCAAGCUUACCCGGCAGCAGCAGCAACACAUGGUGGAACACCAGCAGCUGUUAAUGCUGCUAGAGGCUGAAGCUGCUGGGAAGGCUGUCAUGCCGUCACAAGACCCACAAAGAACCCAGGUGUUUCACCAUCCGCAGCAGCAGCAGCAACAACAGGCUCUGAAACGCCAGAUACAGGAUCUGCAGCAGCGAUGUUUUGCCCCGGACCUGCACUCUCAGCAGUAUUCACAGCAGAAACAGGACAGCUUGCCCCAAUUUCAGACAGCUUUGACCACUGCGCGUGUGCCACAGCAGCCGAAUGAACAGAAGGAGCAUCUUCCGCAGCACGAUGUAGGGACGGCUGCUCGUUCCCCAGGGUCCCUCCAAUUCCGCCUACCUACUUCAAAGGUGCCGGCACUAUCCCUUAGAGCCCUAGCAACAAAGCAGCAGCAGCAACAGUAUCAGCAACAGCAGGCCGGGGAGCAGCUCCUGCAGCAGCUACAGUCCGUUGAUUCGUGGAGUGAAGCGCCCGCCACUAUGCAGAUACCGUCUGCAGCAAUGGAAGCACCAGAGCAGCAGCAGCAACAGCAACAGAGUGAACUUGAAGAAAUUGUCUCACGCCAGCAGUUAAUGCAGCAGAGGUUGCUCUUGCAGCAGCAGCGGAGGCUUCCUGGUGGUCAGCAAGCUUUUGCCGAGGCGGUCUUGCAACACGGGUGGCAGCGUCCAGCCGCAGGUAGUGCUGAUGAAGCGGCAGUUGCUGCAACGACAGCUGCAGCGCCAGGCUACGCAUACAGGGAGCUAAACCCAUGGGGCCAAGCAGUGUCUCGAAGCACAGCCAGCACUGCGACAGGAGACGAUUGCUACUCUUUCGCUUCUCUCGCUGCUGCUGCAGCUGUACGAAAGGCAGAGCAAAGCCUCAAGCCACCCUCUCCUGAGGGACUUCAGCGACAGCAGCAGCCACAGCAGCAACCGCAGAUGAUGCAACAGCUGCAGCAGCACUCGUUGUCCCGGCAAGGCCGCGAAUUGUUACAAGCUGUCGAACUGUUUAGACAUCAGCAGAAGCAGCAUCAGGAUGAACAGCUUCAGCAUAAAGAAGCCCCUUGGGCGCUCCAGGUUGAAAGGUCCAACACGGAGGCGGCACCUGUCGUAUCGCCCUUCGGUAAUUACAGCCUCAGGGAAGUGCAAAGCCGAAUGGCAGCCCUGACACUGCAGCCGCAGCAACAGCAAGCAGAGCAGCAGAUGGAGCAGCAACGCCAGCAACAACAGCUAAGCCAGCACAGGCAGCUAGAAGGCCUUCUGGCCCAACUGGCACGGGAUCAAACAGAAGGCCUCGUUGCGCUUCCGGAGAAGGAAGGUCUGUGCGGCGUGGACACUCAACACCAGCAGCAGCUGCACCAGCAACACAGAGAACAGCAGCACCAACUUCCUAAGCUGCAGCUCCCUAGCGGAAUAACUGGGUCAGCUCCGGCUUCUUACAGACUAGGAAAGAGCCCUCUUCACCGGCCCAACGGAGAAGACACCCCCUGCAUUCAGCAAAGUGCAAGUCAUCCCACAACUGCAACACCGAAGCAGUAG
Messenger RNA from Eimeria mitis, 1836 nucleotides. RefSeq names its product zinc finger (CCCH type) protein, putative. The coding region runs from base 1 to 1836 and encodes 611 amino acids. NCBI's taxonomy places the organism in Eukaryota, Apicomplexa, Conoidasida, Eucoccidiorida, Eimeriidae. The record is from RefSeq and is a predicted model, not a curated record. The transcript is spliced from 2 exons. Gene Ontology annotation, molecular function: metal ion binding.